UGUUAUUGUGAACAACUUUUCAACCUACAUAAGGCCAUGGGCAUUGAUUUUUAUUCACUCUGUAAUUUUGCAGCAAAAAUGGCACAUAAUAUAAUUUUUUAAUUUAUAUAUUUAAAUUUAUUCAUUCAUUCAUAAAAGUAAAUUUAAUUUGUAUUAUAGGGCUUUGAUUUACCUUUAAUAAAACCACUGUUUUAUGUUGUACAUUCAAACAAUAAUAAUUUUGAAUAUUAACUGACGUGAUACCUUCAAACACUGACAGCGGUCUCAAUACAGGAAACCAAUUUCCUGAAACAAGAAAAUGACAAAACAUUUUUUUUACAAAAAGCUUCCAGCUAUAAACUAUGGCCCUGUUUAAACUUAGUAGGGUAAUACAAACUCGAUGUAACUUGGGGGUUCGGAAUGUCUCAUUCCAAUCGUUGGAUCCUGCAACCAGGAAAGUUUAUUCACGUUUUAUUCGUGUAGAUCAUGCAGGUGAGUUUGGUGCUGACAGAAUAUACGCCGGGCAAAUGGCUGUGUUGGGCAAAACUGACGUUGGGCCAACUAUUCAGCAUAUGUGGGACCAAGAAAAAGAUCAUUUACAAACAUUCACAAAUAUGAUUUCUGAAUACAGAGUACGACCAACUGUGCUACAUCCGUUAUGGAAUAUUGCGGGAUUCGCAUUAGGUGCAGGAACUGCUUUGAUUGGAAAGGAAGCAGCAAUGGCUUGUACAGUAGCAGUGGAGGAAUCAAUUACUGACCAUUAUAAUAAACAACUCCGGUAUUUAUUAGACUCUAAUGAUAAAAGCGAAUAUCGUGAUCACCUGUUGAAAAAAAUUAAACAAUUUCGCGACGAAGAAAUGGAACAUCAUGACACUGGUUUGGAACAUGGGGCUGUUAACGCACCAGCGUAUCAAGUGUUAAAGCAGACCAUACAAGCAGGAUGUUUAGCUGCAAUAUGGUUGUCUGAACGAAUAUAAAGUGUUUAUUUCUGUGCGCAAUUUAAUUGUGAAUUCUUUUGUAUUUAUUAUUAAAUAAAAAUAUUGAGAUAACA
This is a messenger RNA of Ciona intestinalis (vase tunicate), 1030 nucleotides long. Lineage: Eukaryota; Metazoa; Chordata; Ascidiacea; Phlebobranchia; Cionidae. The record is from RefSeq and is a predicted model, not a curated record.